UUGCCACUUUUUAUAAAUGCGUAGCGUCGACAAGGAGCAAAACCCAACUGGAUAUAGAGGCGCAAGCAAAGCUCAAGAGAGGUGCUCCCGUUUGUUGAGAGAGAGACGGAAGCGUCAGACGUGCCUUCGCAGAUUCCUUGCCUUCAAUCCUUCGGCGCUCGUUCGGACACACAAUCUUCUCCAAGCUCCUGUCCAGAAAUUUGGUGAUCCAACUGGUACUCUCAUCAGAUUAGAUAAACAGGUUAAUUGAUUUGGCACGGUGCAGCUGUCUUAAGGUUGAUGAUGGAUGCCAAAAUUGCACAAAGGCCACAGUUCUCAGCGUGGAUUGAUUCGGACAAGGUUGGAAGAAAAUCAAGCUGCUCGCUGCAGGUUCCCCAAAAAUUACGAGAAGGGAGCUGUCGUGUGCUCAUUUCGGCCCAUUUAGAGCCUUCAAGAAGUUCUAAUCGGAAUAAACCGAUCUCUUUAGAAGUUCCGUGUUCGUACCGAGAGUUUCCAGGAGCUCCAAGAUUGCAAUCUGGAAGUUUCAACUCCCCUUUUGAUGAAGCUUUGAUUUUGAAGAAUAAAUCGCAAGAGAUUGAGCCAUAUUUAAGUGGGCGCUGUAUAUAUCUUGUUGGAAUGAUGGGUUCUGGGAAAACCACCGUUGGCAAGAUCCUAUCUCAAGUACUUGGUUAUAAUUUUUGUGACAGUGACACAUUGGUGGAGGAGGAUGUUGGAACUUCUGUGGCUGAUAUCUUCAAGCUCUAUGGAGAGGGAUUCUUCAGAGAGAAGGAGACUGAGAUGUUGGGAGGGUUAUCAAGAAUGCAUCGGAUGGUGGUUUCUACUGGUGGUGGUGCAGUUAUCCGCCCUGUCAAUUGGAGACACAUGCGACAGGGGAUUAGUGUCUGGUUAGAUGUGCCUUUGGAGGCAUUGGCACAGAGAAUUGCCGCUGUGGGAACACAUUCUCGCCCACUUUUGCAUGACGAAUCAGGUGAUGCCUACACAAAGGCAUUAAAGCACUUGUCUAAUCUUUUGGAAGAGAGGAGCAAAUCAUAUGCAUUUGCCAAUGCUCGGGUUUCUUUGGAAGAAAUUGCAGCUAAGCUAGGUUACAGAGACGUGUCACAUAUCUCACCAACUGCUAUUGCUAUUGAGGCACUUGAACAAAUCGAGGGUUUCCUGAGUGAGGAAGAUGGCAUGGCGUUUGGGACAUUGUAGUGACAAACCUCGCUCUUUUUGGGACAUGAUAUCAUUUUUUGUAUUCAUUUCAGACUCCUUCGUGGUUGAGUCAUUUCACAUGCCCCGUCCGUAUUUUAUCGUCGGGACAUGGCAUUUCCUGUUGUUUGUUUAUAUCGUCAUGUAUGGUGGUUCGAUAAUCUGACAGUACUGAGUACUUCGGUGUACUUUUGUUGGACGUAAGGUGAAGUAAUAUUUGUAGUCAGAAUGAGAUGGGGACGUAGACAGUACAAGUGGAUAUAGAGUCCUUGUCUUUGAACCAGAAUGAUAUGUUAUCUCAUCAAUGUAAGGGAAAAUGAAGAAUCCAAAUAUACAUUUCUCUUUCGUUGACAA
Molecule: messenger RNA, 1542 nt
Organism: Syzygium oleosum
Lineage: Eukaryota; Viridiplantae; Streptophyta; Magnoliopsida; Myrtales; Myrtaceae
Product: shikimate kinase, chloroplastic
Exons: 11
Coding region: 280-1191 (303 amino acids)
Cellular component (GO): chloroplast
Molecular function (GO): shikimate kinase activity
Source: RefSeq, a predicted model, not a curated record